AUGCCAUUCAAAGCCAAGGUUGACGCCAAUGGCAAGAAGCAAAAGUUCGACCGCAACGUUGCCUUGGAGAACAGACUCCUUAAUGAUUUCAACAUUCCCAGAGAUGUAGUCUUUAGUUGGAAUAGAGAACAGCAAAGUGCCGAACUCGAGAGACUCGAAGGUAGGGCUGCUCGUAGUCGCGAGGUUGUGCAGGAUGAACUUCUUGCUGAAGCUCGUGAGAACUUUGUUCCUCCUCCCAAUCCUCCUGCCCCUGCUGCUGUUGAAGCUGCUGAGGCUGAAGCUGCUGCUCCUCUUGAGCAGGUUGACACUAAAGCUGAACAUCCCACCGCUAUGGACAUUGAUGAACAAGAGGCUGUCGACAGACUCCUCGAAGCCGCAGAGUCUCCCAAUUUUAAUCAUGAUUGGCUGCUCCAACAGCCAAUGCAACCUCCAACUGCUGGACAGAUGUCCGCUGAGGCUAUAGAGAUGUCGUCUCAGCUCCUGGAUCCGCUUGAUGACCAGACCCGUGAGCAACUUAGCAAUAUGUCUCAUGAACAGCAGGUAGCCAGAGUUCAAGAGAUUCUUGCUGAACAAUGGAGCCUCCUAAUGACUCCUCCCGAACAGCCACCAGCAGGUAAUUCAUUGGCCAAUAUUCCUGCUGACCUCCACCCUGUGGCUAGUCAACUUCCUAUCCACCUCCAAAGCCUGAUCGCAGGAACCGAUGAAUAUGCUCAACGCAUGGUUCUUGGAAUGCCCGAGCCCGAGAUGUACCGCCAACUGUACAGAGGACUAAGAACGAGAAUCUCGCAAUACAACCAACAUCGCGAACAACUCAGACGCCAAAUCGAACGAGAUGCUCUGCUUUCUCUCAACCCUUAUGUAAGUAACUGGCUCCAAGGCACAGAUAUCACUACACAACAAACCUACCUCGGCUCUGACUGGUUCCACCGUUAUGCAUUUUUGGUAGACAACAACAUGCUCACUCACAUUCGAAACUGGGGUCCCUAUGGUGGACCUCCGGUUUCUGUGCCUGAAGAUCUUCGCGCUACUGAACAGAUUGCCAUGCGACAUAAUAGGAACACUGAUCGUCACGCUUGGGUGUACUCUGCUGAAAGAGUGCAGUGGAUCAGGUGGGUCAUGAGAAACCGCGAGGCAUUCAAUCGCGCAAGGAGAAAUCGCUAG
This is a messenger RNA of Aureobasidium melanogenum CBS 110374, 1161 nucleotides long. RefSeq lists its product as uncharacterized. The record is from RefSeq and is a predicted model, not a curated record. NCBI's taxonomy places the organism in Eukaryota, Fungi, Ascomycota, Dothideomycetes, Dothideales, Saccotheciaceae. The transcript has a single exon. The coding region runs from base 1 to 1161 and encodes 386 amino acids.